UGCCUUUAGUAGCAAAAUGUAAUUAUUUGUAUUUUGUUUGAUUUGAUUUGAUUGUAUUUAUUUAUUUUUAUUUGUCAAGUAGUUGAAUAAAUAAUAGUGUUUUAUAGUAAUUGUUUUCUGUAUAAAUAGAGGCUCGUCUGGAUGGAUAUGUUUCAGUCGAAUGUGUUGACUUAAAUUAAAAGCAAUUGGAAACUUUUACCCAGUUAAAGUCGAGUGAAUGAAUGAAUGAGUGAGUGAGUCAUCUCUUGAGUGCAUAACAAAUUGAAAAGAAAAACGGUGUCACAAAAUGAAAUGACUACUAGGAACACUUGGACAGUAACAGCGACAAUAACUAUUUUCGAGUCAAUAAACUAAACUAAUUUAAAACUAAAGACAAACAAUUUUAAAUUGAAUUAAAUCAAGUGUAGUGUAUAAAAUAAAAUUAUUCGGAUUUAAGAAAAAUAACAAUAAAAUUAAAAAAAAAAAUAAAAAAUAUUAAACUAAAUUUGAAAUGUUUUAUAAAUUUAUGAUGAAAAAUGUAAUACUCAUCAUUUUGAUUUCCAUUACAAUUAUACAAAUGGGCAAAUGUUCGAGCGAUGAAGUAAAUGGCGACUAUACAUAUUGGGAAUUGAGUAGUGAAGCGAAAUCUAAUGAACAAGAUUCUUCAAAAUUGCAGCUGUGGUUAACGAUAAGUGCCCAGAGACGUUAUUUAGAAAUAUCGUGGAAAAAUGCUCCUGCUCAUGAAGACGAUCGUAUAAUGUUGACAUCUGAGGAGCCAGUUAGUUUUCAAAAACUAAAAUGGAUACCUACAGAGAAACCGCCCAUGGCUGAAUUUAAAACGCCAGAGCCUAUCACCGAUAUCGAAUUGCAACAAGAGGGCAGCGGUGAGGAUUAUAUGCAAAACCCUGCCACAACUACUACCACCGAGUCACCGUAUAAAGCCAAAGACAUACACUAUUGGAUAGCGAACAAUGGUUCAAAUCCCAUUGUAGCCGCCAUAGUGCCUACUGCACCCUCGUUAUGGUUUACGACGGGUGUUCCGUUCGACUAUAACCUUUCGAGAAAUGUCACCUAUGAGACCUCAUCGUAUGGUUAUUGGGCCUCAUAUGUAAGCGGCAGUGAUGGUUCAAUAUUGGCCGCUACCAGUUUACGCGCUUAUCCCAAAUGGAUGAAUGAAAUGCGUUCGAUAGUGGGUGGUUUACGUUUCCGUGAUCUCUUUAUACCCGGUAGUCAUGACUCGGGUUCAUAUCGUAUAAAUUUCGAUCCUUUGGCCAAAGAAACUUUAAUUACCAAAUACUCUCUGACACAAGAUGACGAUAUAUUGGGCCAAUUGAUGCAUGGCAUACGUUAUUUGGAUAUACGUGUGGGUUACUAUCGCAAUACACCCGAAAUGUUUUUCAUAAAUCAUGGCAUAACGAGACAGAGGCCCCUAAUCGAUGUGAUCGAUGAAGUAAAGGAGUUCGUGGAGAAAACCAAUGAAAUUGUCAUAUUUGGUUUAAAAGAAUUUCCAAUUGGUUUCGGCAAAAAUCUAACGGUUCACCAUAAACUGGUUAGUUUUCUGAAAAAUCAUUUUGGAGACUUAAUAGUGCAUCCCUCGAUCACUUGGCGGGGAUCAUUAAAUGAUAUUUGGCUGCGUAAACAAAAUGUUAUACUGGCGUACGAUCUAUAUUCCGUUGUUAAUAUAUAUCCACAUUUACUAUUUGGCUCCGUCGAACAGAGAUGGGGUAAUGUACAGACAUGGCCGAAUUUGGAGCGUUACUUAAGGACCAUAAAUGGUCAAGACAUAUCUCGACUUUCAAGCCGUCCUGUAGCCGAUAUGGCUGAACUGACACCCAAAACCUGGGAUGUUAUAGUCAAUAAAUAUGGUGGUUUACGUAAAAUGGCCGAUCGGGUUAAUUGGCGGGUCUCGCAAUUGUACAUGAAUGAAUUGGGCAAUAACGCCAACAUAGUAGCGGUUGAUUUUUAUCGUGGUACCACGAUAGUGGAAACAGCUUUAGAUUAUAAUAGAAGAAAAGUUAUAUUUUAGGUUAGAGAAUAGCAAUUAAUGCAUUUAUGAAUGAGUAUAUACCACAUAAUUGUUUCAAAUACUAUAUUUUAUAUUAUUUUAAUUAUAAAUGUAAAUAUGUAUGUACCUAUAAUUUAAACGCACUACUUUACAAAUAUUAAAUUUAUGCUGAAUCCUCCUCUAAUAAAUUUUAUAACAACUUUAUAGCAAUGGUGCUAUUAACUCGAAA
Messenger RNA from Calliphora vicina (urban bluebottle blowfly), 2213 nucleotides. It is a transcript of the gene PLCXD, whose product is annotated as Phosphatidylinositol-specific phospholipase C X domain containing. Lineage: Eukaryota; Metazoa; Arthropoda; Insecta; Diptera; Calliphoridae. Gene Ontology annotation, molecular function: phosphoric diester hydrolase activity. Gene Ontology annotation, biological process: lipid metabolic process. Bases 491 to 2005 code for a protein of 504 amino acids. The record is from RefSeq and is a predicted model, not a curated record. The transcript has 3 exons.